Molecule: messenger RNA, 1370 nt
Organism: Coffea arabica (coffee)
Lineage: Eukaryota; Viridiplantae; Streptophyta; Magnoliopsida; Gentianales; Rubiaceae
Source: RefSeq, a predicted model, not a curated record
UAUAUAUAUAUAUAUAUACGAACCGGGUUUGCCACUGAUCAUUUGCGCGGGAAAAAUUAUAGAGCAGUAGUAUUAAGUAAUCAUGGAAUGGCGGAUUUGAUAUGAGAAAAAAGUGUGAAUAGGGCGUGGAGGAGAGUGAUGGCGAACAAAUUGAUAAGCGAAAUGGGUCUUCCCAAAUCAAUAGCCAACAUCUUUGCUGCUCGCAACAUUCACACUGCCAAGGAUGCAUUGUCAUUAACCGAGUUUGAGUUAACGGAGCUGUUAGAUGUCGGGUUGGCUGAAGUUACAACAGCAGUAUCAAGUAUCAGUGAGAUUUCUUGCCCUCCCUACCAAACUGCUCUGUCGCUGUUGGAGCAGCGUAUGCAUAAUGAGUACUUGGCAGGUCAUCUACCAACUCGUCUGAAAGGACUAGAUGCAGCCUUAUGGGGCAUUCCAUUUGGUGUUAUUACGGAGUUGGUUGGUCCUGCAGGGAUUGGCAAAACACAGUUCUGCCUGAAGCUUUCCUUGUUGGCCUCACUGCCUUCUAGUCACGGUGGCCUUGAUGGCCAUGUCAUAUAUGUGGAUACCGAAUCAAAAUUUAGUUCAAGGAGGAUGAUUGAAAUAGGUGUUAAUAGUUUCCCAGAAAUAUUCCAAAUUGAAGGAAUGGCACAGCAGAUGGCUGGUAGGAUCCUAGUCUUGCAACCGACGACACCCACUGAAUUCUCAGAGUGCUUGCAAAAGAUCAAGGAUUCCCUUCUCCAGCAUCAUAUGAAGUUGCUAGUCAUUGAUAGCAUGGCAGCUCUUGUUUCAGGGAGAGAUGGACAGGGACAAUGUAGACAGCAUCCAUUGGGUUGGCAUAUGACCUUUAUAAAAUCACUCGCAGAAUUUUCCCGUAUCCCUGUGGUGGUGACUAACCAAGUUAGAUCUCAUAGUGGUGAUGACCCUUUCCACUAUUCCUUCCAAGAUUCUAGACAAAAUCUGGAUUUCCCCACAACAUUUGAUUCCCAUCUUGUUGCUGCUCUUGGGAUCCCUUGGGCUCAUGCUGUUUCUAUCCGUCUUGUGCUGGAAUCUAAAUCAGGGCAAAGAUUCAUAAAACUGGCAAAAUCAUCAAUGUCCCCUCCGGUUGCAUUCACUUUCGCUAUAUCUGCAUCUGGAAUUUCCUUGCUUCAUGACGAUGGAAUUGAAAUGACUGGACCAGAAAUAAAUGGAAUAUGUGGUCAAGGCAACAGUGGUUUAUUCGAUUAAGAAUUGGAGCUUCAGGGUUGUUUGUGGCUGAUAGCUGUACUCAAGGACUCGAGCACUUAGCUUGGUACAUAGAUCUUUGUUUGAAUAUAGUUCUGUAGCCCUUUUAUCACUACGCAUCAGAAAUCAAAGUUUGAUUGAGGUUAGAA